UCUGCAAUUCGGCCACAGUUUUUGGAAGACAUAGUUCUUCCGCUAUUCUCUAUUUUUAACGUAAGCUUAAUUCCUCUGUUUUCGUAUUGAACGACUUCCGCUACGCCAUUACUGAACAUCUUUCUUUCAAUAAUUUAACGCGGCAUUGACUCAAUGCAUGACUUCACGCGGCAUUCACUUAACGCGGCAUCUCUCUCUUGAGUUGCCAUGAAGAUACCAUUAAGUGAUAGGUAUGGUGUGAAAAUGGCAUCUCUUAAAGCUUGAAGAAGUUGCAAGGAAAUUGCCAAGAAGUUACUGAACAUCUUUCUUUCAAUAAUUGACUCAGUGCAUGACUUCACUUUAAGGAAGUUGCCAUGAAGAUACCAUUAACUGAUAGGUAUGGUGUGAGAAAGCGGCAUGGGAUUGUCCCUUUUGAGGAUGGUCGAUGAUGUAGAGUGAUCAGGCAUUACAUCCUGACGUACACUGACUAAUUUCUUCCAUGGCCUUAUCUACAAUCUCUUCUUCGUCUUCUUCUUCAGUCACCUCUCCAUGGCUCUACGAUGUGUUCUUGAGCUUUAGAGGAGAAGAUACCCGUUAUACUUUUACUGCCCAUCUAUACCAUGCUUUGAUUCAAAAGGGAAUCCGUACCUUCAUAGAUGAUGAUGAAGUUAAACGGGGUGAUGAGAUUUCAACUAAUCUCCUCCCAGCCAUAGAAGAUUCAAGGAUUUCCAUCAUUGUACUCUCAAAAAAGUAUGCAUCGUCAACAUGGUGUUUGGAUGAGUUAGUGAAGAUUCUUGAGUGUAAAAAAUCAAAGCAACAAAUAGUUUUACCUGUGUUUUACCACGUAGAUCCAUCAGAUAUUCGACAUCAAAGAGGAAGUUUUGGAGAAGCAUUGGCUAAACAUGCAGAGAAAUUGAAUGGAGACAGCGUGAAGUUGCAGCUGUGGAAGGCAGCCCUUCAAGAAGUUGCCAAUUUGUCCGGAUACCAUCUGAUCAGAAAUGGGAACGAACCUAAAUUCAUUGAUGGAAUGGUUCAAGAGGUCUCAAGAAUAGUAAAUCAUUCAUAUUUACAUGUUGCAAAGUAUCCAGUUGGAUUAGACUCCCAGGUACGGGAUAUCAUGAAUUUGCAUGUAAGCGUUGGGACAAAUGACGUUCGAAUGGUAGGGAUCUUAGGAGUUGGGGGAAUUGGUAAGACAACUCUAGCCAAAUCAAUUUAUAACUCAAUUGCUUUUGGAUUUGAAGCUAGUUGCUUGCUUGAAAAUGUUAGUGACACUGCGAAUCAAGUGCAUGGUCUGGUCCAACUGCAAGGGACCCUUCUUUCUAAUAUCUUUGGGGACUAUAAAAGUUUGAAAGUUAAUAGUAUUGAUAUGGGAAUCACUACGAUAAAGCACAGGCUUCGUUCUAAAAGAGUUCUUCUAACUCUUGAUGGUGUAGAUCACUUGAACCAAUUAGAAACCUUAGCAGGAGGUCAUGAUUGGUUUGGUGAAGGAAGUAGAAUCAUAAUCACAACAAGAGAUGAACACCUGUUGACUACUCAUGGAGUUGAUUCAACAUACAAGAUGACUGGAUUGAAUGACAACGAUGCUUUUGAACUAUUUUGUUGGCAUGCUUUCAAAAGAAAUAAACCGGUUGACGGUUAUGGAGAAUUUGUAAAACAGAUCAUAAAUUAUGCUGGGAGCCUUCCACUAGUUUUAACGGUGCUUGGUUCGGAUUUAUGUGGCAGAAGAGAAAAAAGUGAGUGGGAAAGUGCAUUGGAUCAGUACAGGAAAAUCCCUCACCAAGAUAUUCAAAAAAUACUUCAAACAAGUUAUGAUAGAUUAAGUACUGCAGAUGAAAAGAAUGUUUUUCUUGACAUUGCAUUUUUUUUCAUUGGACAACGGCUUGUUGAUGUCAUUCAGAUACUAGAAAGUUCUGAUUUUUGCCCAAACUUUUCGAUCCCAAGACUUAAGGAGAAGUGCCUUAUUUCGGAGGAUUUGGACGGAAGAUUGCAAAUGCACGACUUGUUACGAGAUAUGGGUAGAGAAGUUGUUCGAAAAGAAUCGCCAAAUCCAGGAAAACGUAGCAGAUUAGUCUUUCAUAAAGAUGUUCGCAAAGUACUGGAGGAAGAUAUAGGAACAGAUAGAGUUCAAGUAAUUGGUGCUGAUUUUCCUGAUGGUGCUGAUAUCAUCCGCUUGAGUCCCAAGGCCUUUAAGAAAAUGAAAAGCCUCAGAUUAUUUAGAUGCCGCAAUGCACACUUUUCCGGUGAACCUAAUUGUCUACCUAAUUCAAUACAUGUGCUUGAUUGGCCUAACUGUCCUUUACAAUCUAUGCCAUCUAAAUUUCGUGGGGACAAACUCUCUAUAUUCUACGCAUAUCCGGUAGUCCCAUCCAGGAGAUACGCUUGGACUUUAAGAAUCUCAAGGUUAUGGAUUUCUGUGGUUGUGAAUUCAUAACAAAACUCUCGGAUAUUUCAAGCUGCCCAAAUUUGAAGGAAAUAGAUCUUAGCCAUUGUGAAAAUCUAGUUGAAGUUCAUGAUUCUAUUGGAUUAAUCCUUGAUAAGCUUGUUAUCUUGAUUCUUAAUAGAUGUGGCAAACUAAAGAGCUUUCCAAGGAGACUCCAAUUGAGAUCUCUGCAACGCCUUUUUCUUAAUGAUUGCUCAAGCCUUCAAAACUUUCCUGAAAUCGAAUGUGAAAUGAAACAUUUACACACUGUCGGGUUAUGGGGCACCGCAAUAGAAGAAUUGCCUUCAUCCAUUGGGUACCUCACUGGGAUUAGAAGUUUAUUCCUGAGUUGGUGCGUAAACCUUAAGCGUCUACCAAGUAGCAUUCUUCAGUUGAGAUCUCUAGGGCGUAUUGAGCUCAACUAUUGUCCAAAUAUUAUAAGUUUUGGGAUGGAGGAGGAGGAGGUGCAUAAUGGACAACCCACGCCCUAUGUAGUGUCUACAAGCUCGGAAAAUGAAGCUUCAUUGGGUGCAAGAUUCGAAUUGAAUCUUAGAAACUCUGGCCUAUCAAAAUCGAAUUUCUUGAGGCCAUUUCAUUUCUUUCCCAAUGUGAGCCAUUUAGAUCUAUCAGGCAGUGAUAUCGUAAGCAUUCCUUCAAGCAUCAAAACAUAUGUU
Messenger RNA from Juglans microcarpa x Juglans regia, 3072 nucleotides. RefSeq names its product disease resistance protein RPV1-like. Bases 479 to 2410 code for a protein of 643 amino acids. Gene Ontology annotation, molecular function: ADP binding. Gene Ontology annotation, biological process: signal transduction; defense response. Lineage: Eukaryota; Viridiplantae; Streptophyta; Magnoliopsida; Fagales; Juglandaceae. The record is from RefSeq and is a predicted model, not a curated record. The transcript has 4 exons.